This is a messenger RNA of Drosophila bipectinata, 3811 nucleotides long. RefSeq names its product enhanced level of genomic instability 1 (gene elg1). Gene Ontology annotation, molecular function: DNA binding; ATP binding; ATP hydrolysis activity. The record is from RefSeq and is a predicted model, not a curated record. NCBI's taxonomy places the organism in Eukaryota, Metazoa, Arthropoda, Insecta, Diptera, Drosophilidae. Gene Ontology annotation, cellular component: nucleus.
UGCCCAUUCGCGCCUUUUUUUCUCCCCCAGCACAUUGUACUUCCACUUUUUGGUAAAAAAAACUCAAUUAAAAUGGUUUUAAAAGCCUGAUCUGAAUCGGUGUGAGAAGAGAUCGCUUCUUCGGAUAAUUUCCCGUCCCAAAGUCAAGAAUUAAGUGCAGUUAAUGCCAUUAAAGCGGUGUGUGUGCGUGUGAAAAUUGCAACAAACACGAGAAUCGAGAAAUCUGCGAAGAUAGACCUCAAAUACCAAAAACACUUAAGAAAACCCACAUUCCCGACACACGCACACACUGAGCAUUAUGUAUUAGAGUAAACCCGAACAAGAGACCGAAAUGACCGAUGUAAAUUGUCUUACAAGUGAGCACGUUGCGACCACGAGUCCGCCUGGAACCCCUACCAAAAAUGCUGUCCAGAGUCUGCUGAUUGAGCCCACAUCGCCGUUUGUUCUCCGUGCUCCUCCCAGCGAGAAGUCCAAGCUGAUCCUCCAGAACAUGGAGGAGGUACUCAACUCCGUGAAGCAGAAGCACCGCGAGAAGCACAAGCGCAAGCGGGAAGAGAAGCGGAGGGCAGCUGCAGCCCUUCUGGUGGAAGGCGACAAUCCCAAGAAGUCCGACCAGGACCAGGAAAAACCCCAGCCCCUGAGAGAGAAGUCCUCGCAGGAGAAUGGCCUCAAAAACGGUCACCGUCACCGGCGAUCCAGUCCCCUGAAGUGCAGCACACCUGUGGCCGAUCACCAGAGCAUAAAGAAGCACUUUACCAAAACCGGGAAGCCCGAAAACGCCAAUGCCUCCGCAGGGGCGGGGGUGGAAACGAAAGCCAAAGCGCCCACCAAUGUCUUUGAGUUUAUGAUGAAUGCCAGAAAUAGAUCCAUCGGCGUCAAUGAAGAAGGAGCAGAUGCGCCCGCGGAUCAGGAAGAGGGAGCCGGAGUGGUCACGGCGCAGACCAAGCGCAAGCAAAUGCUUCAGGAAUGGAACGAUCGCAAGGGAGGCACGAAGCGACGGCUGGCGGAUGAAGCGCGCGGCGAGUUCAUCGAAGUGCAGAUGGAACAGCGGGCCAAGAGGUUGAAGAAAAUGCUGACAAAGACUGACCCAAAGGAAGUAGUGGCUCCGUCCUCGGCGCCCACAGUGACCCAGAAUGUCAAACGCCCGAGGGGAAGGCCCCGCGGACGGCGACUUAGUACCAUGGAUCCGGAGGCGAUUGUGGUCACGCCAAAGUCGCAGGAUCCGGAAACCGAGGAAUUUCUGUCCAAGCUCUCUUCCCCGACCAAAAAGCGGGACAGCCUUCUGGGCUACUUCAAUAAGGUGGAAUCACCCAAAGAACUGGCCGAAAAACAAACUGUAGCAAUAGACACACCACCCAUGGAGACGCCAAAACGACGAACUGGUCGACGGAAGAGCAACCAGGAGACGCCUGUUGUAGUGCCCGCUGAUUCCACGCCUUCCGGGCGACCGAGACGAUCUUGUGCCGGCAAGGCGCGCUAUGAUUACGACCUAGAAACGAGUCCCUCAAAAGCACCGAAGGGGAAGGUUGUCCAAAAGGCGGAGGAAUCGGUCGAGAUCAUUGAUCUUGACAACAGUAAUCCGGCCUGCACUCCCGUGAAGCUCGCACCGCUGUUCGUAAAACAAUUGCCAAAACCUAGCCCCGAUCCUUCGGUUCUAAAGGCGCGUCAAGCAUUCCUACAAUCCGGAGUACCGGACAAGAUCCGCCAAGAGCAGAACCGUCAGAAGCAGUUCGAGCAGAUGUACGAGGAGAGCUAUGAGGUCUUUCCCAGACUAGCGCACACUGGCUGCGAGAGUUAUGUCUCCAAAUCGGAACCCCUGGAGUUGCCUUUUGUAUUAAGAGACGAGGGAUUCCUAGAAGAGGUGGCUGGGAAUCCAGGCAAGCGUCGGUCCAAGUCGAGUUCAUUUACGAGCUGCAUUUUCGCCAAUUUCAGCGCCAACUUGGGGUCUCGGAAAACCAACUACUCCACUCUCCCGCAGUUGGAUAACAAGCGGGGCUUUGUCAAGCUUUGGAAGACUGCCUUCGACCGCUUUCCCACCUUCAAGUGCUACAACCAGAUGCGGGAGAAGUACCGGCACUUCAGUGCCAUUGAUAGUGCCCAGGACACCCAGCAAAUGGGCGAAUCCUUCGUGGUAACGAGGCGCACAAGGCGAUCAAUGGAGCAGCAUGCAGAUACGGGCGAUGAGGACGUGAAGCCACCGCCCUCAGCUCCCAAUGGGGAACUGCUCUUCACCGAGAAGUACAAACCGCUGCUGUUCGAGCAGGUUUUGGUGAACUUGACGCCGGUCCAGGAACUCAAAGAGUUCCUCGCCGGCUGGAGUGGCAACGGGGGCAGUAAUCGCAACUCUCAAACGAUGGACGACUCUUCCUUCGAUCUCAGCCUCGACUCCAGCUCCAUGGGAGCCAGCAGCAACACCAUGGUGCUCGUCGGACCCUCGUCCAGCGGAAAGACCAAUGCUGUGUUCGCGCUCGCCAACGACAUGAACUUCAAUGUGCUGGAAAUCAACGCGGGAAUGAAGCGAACGGGCAAGAAGCUGAUCCAGGAGCUCCAGGAAGCCACCCAAUCGCAUCAGAUCCGCAAGGACAGCAAGUCGGGUGGCUCCUCCCAGCAGCUGCUGCAGAAACUGCAAAAGGGCAGCCUGAAAGCCAAGGCAGCUGCGAUGGAAACUCCUUCCGAAGUUCGGAAAUCCCUCAUUCUGAUCGAGGACGCGGAUAUCCUUUUUGACAACCUGGAUGCUGGCUUCACGGAGGCUAUAUACACCCUGGCAGCUAGUUCAAAGCGACCCGUGAUUGUGGUAGCGACGGAUCCCAACUGUGCGCACUUGCAGCGCCUGAUGCAGCAGAACCAGAUACACUUCCAGGCCCCCAAUGUCCUGAACAUCUCGCGGUUCCUCGCUGUUUUGGCUUUGAUGGAGAACUGUCCCAUCGAACUGGAUGAGCUGAUCUCCCUGUACUUGUACAACAAACAGAACCUGCGCAAGACCCUGUUGGAGCUGCAGUUCUACAUACAGAGCGGGGGAGAUGGAUCUAGAGUGGGGGGCAGCAAAUCGCCCUCCAAGAAUUCGCUGACCCGCCUGGCCACCGUCGACGGCUGCAACAUCCACCAGCGACUGUUCGAGUUCUUCACCACCUCCCAGAAUGUCCAGCACAGGAUUGUUCCAUUUCCGGUCGAUUUUGGUCUGUUGCGACUGAAUCUCCCCGAGUUCAUAGCUACAUCCCCGCUGCUCAAGGAUUCGGGUGAAGCCGCUGCGGCCAGACCCCCUGCCAAACGGAAAUCCCGCUCACCAAAGAAGGCCUGGCUCAGCAGCGCCACUGGCCAGAAGAAGGAAGGAAGUGCCUCUCCUCUGGCCACCUUGGCGUCCUUCUACGACAACAUAUCUCUCGCCGCAAUGGUGGACUCUGGUAGCGACUGCAGUGAUCGCUUGCAGGUCCACCUCGCCGAGGACAUUGCGCACUCGCUGGUGGAGCAGGCUCUCCAGACUGGACUGGCGGCCAAAGAGUGUCCUUACAACUUUUUCGACAAGCCAAAACAGAGGAAAACCAUCAGCGAAUUCCUAGGCAACGGCCUGAUACGUUCUUCCUCCGCAAAGGCCCUCGAUUUUGAGCCCUGCCUGCGCUCCAUCUGCCGGAGUGAAAAGGAGCGAGCCGGACAGGAGCGGAGGUCGAGUAGAUUCUAUCACUAUCUGCGCAACCACACGGUGAACGUGACCAGCUUCUCCCUGGAGUCCUUUGAUGCCGUCUGCUCCGUUUUCCAAGAGGAGGAGGAGGUCAGCGAGGGCGGACCUCCAGCGGAAGCGGAGGAGAAGAGCUAG